GGGCAGGUCUGAGGCGAAACAGCGGCCCUGGCUACGGCAGCUUCCUCCUCCGGCAGCUCGCCCCGGCCCGGUGUGGAGGAGUCUGUCAGGACCGGUCUGUUCACCUCACACGCUGAUUCCCGCGUCCUCAGCCCACAUGGUCUCCUUGAUACCUUUUCUAGGGACCCUUUGCCUCCUGGAGAAGCCCCUCUGAAUAUCUCGGGCUCCCUUCCCUGACGGAAGUACCGUGCCGGGUUCAAAUUCCAACGCUGCCGGUUGGUGGAUUCCUUGCUGAUCAUCAGGGGAAAACAUAAUAACAGUGGAAAAAUCUGGCCUCUCCCACUUUAACCUACAUGAAUCUUAUCAUCACUAAACGUGUACCAACCUGACUCCAGCAUCAUCUGUGAGUACUGUUUCCAAAAAAUCUUUACUUCAACAUAAGCAGGAUCUACAGGAUUGAAGAAAAACGUGACAUCAAGAGGAAAAAUCUAAAGCAAACUAUGGGACAUUCUGCAGGACAAAUAGCUUAGUCUCAUAAAGUCUGUCAGUGUCAUUAAAAACGGUAGCAAAGCCCUUCACUCCGUUUCUUGGGCUGCUGCUCUUCUGGUAUCAUGGUGCCGUCGCUAUGGAAGGGGCUGGUGGGCAUCGGCCUUUUUGCCCUAGCCCACGCGGCCUUUUCCGCUGCCCAGCACCGUUCUUACAUGCGGUUAACAGAAAAGGAAGAUGAAUCGCUGCCAAUAGAUAUCGUUCUUCAGAUCCUUCUGGCCUUUGCAGUUACCUGUUAUGGUAUAGUUCACAUUGCAGGGGAGUUUAAAGACAUGGAUGCCACUUCAGAACUGAAAAAUAAGACAUUUGACACAUUGAGGAAUCACCCAUCGUUUUACGUAUUUAAUCAUCGUGGUAGAGUCCUCUUCCAGACCUCGGAUACAACAAAUUCUUCAAACCAAGAUGCGCUGCCCUCUAACACAUCGUUGAAGUUACGAAAACUUGAAUCACUGAAUCGUUAGGAUUUUUUUACAGAUCAUAACAGGACAGGUCACAGAGCUGGAAUGUUGGAGUUUGGGGUAAAAAACAACUCCCCCUGUCGGUAUUUAUAGCAAUCUUUCAGACCUAAUUUUAAAAAGGCUGUGGCCCUUGUCUGUAUACUAAUCAAAUCAUUGAUGCAGUAUGAAUUAUCUGUGAAAUAAGUCUUUGAUCUUUCCUAGAGAGAAUUCAUUUUUUCAUUUUAAACAAAUCUGCAUCUUUUAUAAAAGUCACUGUUCUGAACACAUUUCUUUGGAAAAAUGUUGAUGUUUUUGUAAUUGUUUUCUUAGAUUUCUUUUCUUCUGCACUACAGUUUUUAGGAUCCUUUGGGAAACGGUGUGACCACUGCAUUUGCAGCAUGAAUGAUAGUAAAAUGGUCUUCAGCUUUUAACAACAAAUGGACUUGCUAUGCUUGUGUGUUUUAAAUAAAUAUAUUAGUGACCAAAA
This is a messenger RNA of Pteronotus mesoamericanus, 1449 nucleotides long. RefSeq names its product ER membrane protein complex subunit 5-like. The record is from RefSeq and is a predicted model, not a curated record. Gene Ontology annotation, cellular component: early endosome; Golgi apparatus; EMC complex. The transcript has 2 exons. NCBI's taxonomy places the organism in Eukaryota, Metazoa, Chordata, Mammalia, Chiroptera, Mormoopidae. Bases 591 to 986 code for a protein of 131 amino acids.